Alnus glutinosa is the source of this 3484-nucleotide messenger RNA. Its product is annotated as serine/threonine-protein kinase D6PKL1-like. The record is from RefSeq and is a predicted model, not a curated record. Bases 539 to 3148 code for a protein of 869 amino acids. Gene Ontology annotation, biological process: protein phosphorylation. Lineage: Eukaryota; Viridiplantae; Streptophyta; Magnoliopsida; Fagales; Betulaceae. Gene Ontology annotation, cellular component: cytoplasm; plasma membrane; nucleus. The transcript is spliced from 3 exons. Gene Ontology annotation, molecular function: ATP binding; protein serine/threonine kinase activity.
AGAGAAGGGAAGAGGAAAGAAACAGUACACGGAGCUGUAGUUGCAGCAGUGAGUCUCUGAUAUUUCUCGUGAUUUGCAUUUCAACCUUUUUCCCUCUCUCUCUCUCUCUCUCCUCAUUCACUUCCUUCAACCUCUAAAACCAUACCCACACCAAAAGCCCAAAAAGCGACUCUCUCUCUCUCUCUCUCUCUCUCCCUCUGUGGGUGUUGGAGAAACGGAACCCUAGGUUCUCUGGCCUUGACGCCGCGCCUCUCUCUCCGUUAAAAAAGGGGCGUCUUUUUGGCGUUCUUUGUAGCUGGUUAGCAAUCAGUCGGUGUUUCGCGGGACCACUCUGAUCUUCUUUCAGAUUGGAUGCUUCAUUUUUAGCGAGGAGACUUUAACGACCCAUUCGAAUCUGCAAAUCACUAUGAUUGAAGGAAGAUUCAGAGUUUAUGUGGCUUGUUUUCUAGUUUCUGUGUUCGUCCAUAUGCGAAAUUCUUCUCUAGAAUUGGGUUAGAUUUCAUUUGCAAAGCUGUAUCAAUCUUUUGUGGAAUUUUGGAUGAAUCCAGCCAAGAUGGAAACCCUACCCAGUACUAGUGAAAUUGUUGAAUCAACAGAAGAAUCAGAUUCUCAAUCAAAAGUGAAUAAGGAAAAAGGAAAGCAAUGUAUGCCAGAAUCAGGAAAUAAGUAUUCUAUAGAGGAUGACAUAAAUCGCCUUUUCCAGGCAAUCGACAUCAGAACUAAAGCUAGAAGAUCAGGUCAGUUGCAUGAAAUUGGUAAAGACCCUUUGAGAAAGAGUGCUCAGAAAAGGCCAAUGAGAGUUAGUUCAUCUCAUGCAACGGGAAUUGGAAUAUCAGAGCCCGUGAGUUUGAAGCAAGCCCUAAGAGGACUGUGCAUCUCGCAGGCAUCAGAGAUGGCUGCCAUGAAACGAUUAUCUAAGCCAGCCAGUUCGCCAGGGGGGUCAGAAGCGGGAACUAUCAAAAGGUUGUAUAGGGCAGUGGUUGUUGAGGCAAAUGGAUCUGGUACUCCAUCCAGAGCAGGUAAGGGGAAUUUGAUGGAAAUCUCUCUUGUACCAGAAGAAAGCACAUCAAAAUUUUCUGAUAUGAUGCCUGAAUCCAUGCAAGCACCUGAGGCAGAGUUAUCAAACGCAAGGUCUCAUCCUUCUAUUCCUUUGGCUGAUAAAAUGAUGCCAGAGGCAAUGAUGACUAGAUUAGCAUCACAAGGUCAGAUUGUACCUUUGCAGACAGAGGUUGGGAGUGAAAUUUUGAAGGCAGAGGUUGGAAAACUGAAAGCUGCAGAUUCUUCAAUCACUCAUGGUAGCCAGAAUGUUCAGGAGGUGGAUGCAGCUGCUCCCACCUCGAUAGAAGUUCCAAGCAAAACUCCAAUGCCUGAUGAGAGACAGAAAGGUAAGUUGCAUUCUCUGAGUUCCAUAGCUAGCUUCAGCAGUGCUAGUAAGAUUAGCAAAUGGACUAGCAAUAGUCCAAAUUUAAUGAAGCCAGUCUUCGGGAACAAGACCUCUGUUAAGAAGAAAAUAAAACAGGAUUCAAGUUCUGCCUCAAGCAGUUUCAAUCCAUGUAAUGAAAAACUUGAUAAUGAUUCGGUUCCUAGUACGAGUAAUUUGGACAACCAGACACAAACUUGUACUAUAGAGCAUGAUAGGAAACAAAAUGAGAAAGCUUCUCCAGCGUCCAGCAGUACGAAUCUUAGCAUUGAAGUCAAUUCAAGUACUCUGGACACGGGCUCAAGCAAACUUGGUUCUGGUUUGAAUUGCAUCAAUAGAAGUAAAUCUUUAGUGACAAAAGCUGAUGAGAGAUCAAGGUCUAGAGAAAAGGGUGAGUUCUCUCAGAGCUCAAAAAGUAGCAUCGGUGACUACAGCAGUAGCACAACCAAUAGUGAGGAGAGCAAUGUAUGUGGGUCUAGUCGCAGUGGCAAAAGGCCUCACAUGUCAAAAGACUUGAGAUGGGAAGCCAUCCACUGUGUUCAGAAACAGCAAGGAAGCUUGAGUUUGAGGCACUUCAAGCUGCUCCGAAGGCUUGGCUGUGGGGACAUUGGAACUGUUUAUCUUUCUGAGCUAACUGGUACAAACUGCCUAUUUGCUUUGAAGGUGAUGGAUAAUGAGUUUUUGGCAAGCAGGAAAAAAAUGCCCAGGGCCCAAACUGAAAAAGAGAUACUGCAAAUGCUGGAUCAUCCUUUUCUUCCUACGCUUUAUGCCCAUUUUGCAACAGAUAAGCUGUCAUGCUUGGUUAUGGAGUAUUGUCCAGGUGGAGAUUUGCAUGUGCUGCGGCAGAAGCAACCAAGUAGGAGUUUCUCUGAACUAGCAGCCAGGUUUUAUGUUGCUGAAGUCCUCCUCGCACUGGAGUAUUUACACAUGCUUGGAGUUGUUUAUAGAGACUUGAAACCAGAAAAUAUCCUGGUCCGAGAAGAUGGUCACAUCAUGCUCUCAGAUUUUGACUUGUCUCUCAGAUGUUCUGUCAAUCCAAUGGUGCUUAAAUCGUCUUCUCCGACUGUGGAGCCCGAAAAAAAGAUGUCGAGUCCAUGUACUGAAUCUAGCUGCAUUGACCCUUUCUGCCUCCAACCUUCCUGGCAAGUCCCAUGCUUCACUCCUAGACUUAUAACUGCUGCAGCAAAAGCUCGGAAGGUAAAAGCUGAUCUAGCUGCCCAGGUGAGCCCAUUGCCGCAGCUUGUCGUGGAGCCAACAAGCGCCCGAUCAAACUCCUUUGUUGGAACCCAUGAAUACCUUGCUCCUGAGAUCAUCAAAGGUGAGGGUCAUGGGAAUGCGGUUGAUUGGUGGACGUUUGGAAUAUUUCUAUUCGAGCUCUUGUAUGGUAAGACACCCUUCAAGGGUUCAGGAAAUGAGGAGACAUUAUCUAAUGUAGUGUCACGAAGCCUCAAGUUCCCAAAUAGCCACCUUGUUAGUUUUCACGCAAGAGAUUUGAUCAGAGGGCUGCUAGUAAAGGAUCCUGAAAAUCGGUUAGGAUCGGUGAAAGGCGCUGCAGAGAUCAAGCAGCACCCUUUCUUUGAAGGCCUUAAUUGGGCUCUGAUACGGUGCGCGGUACCACCAGAACUGCCGAAGCCCUCUGAUGUUGAAACUGCACAGAAAAAGGAGGGCACCAAGUGUAAUGAGCUGGAGGCUACAGGAGGAGAGUAUGUGGAGUUUGAGCUAUUCUAGUUAGAAAAAAAAAUGGGGGGGGGGGGGGUUUCUUUUCUAAACUUUUUUCAUCCUUGUUGCAACUGAUAAUACAGCUUAUAAUGUAAAUGUAAUUCAAUAGUAAUGGCGGCAAAUUAUAGGUUUUUAUAUAUAUAUCAACACUGAAUCAGUAGCUGAGAGAUUCCAAACGGGGGAAUUAAGGGUGCAUUUUUCUUGUUUGUUUCCUUUUUCCUCACAAUGGCCUUCCCUGUUCAUACGUUCUGUUUUUGGCAGAAUUAACAUUUUGAAUCCCUGGUUUUGUGGCCGGUUAAGCAUUUCUGGAGUCAGAAAUAUUGAAUUCAUGCAAGUUUGACUAAA